This is a messenger RNA of Epinephelus lanceolatus (giant grouper), 5863 nucleotides long. RefSeq names its product leucyl/cystinyl aminopeptidase (gene lnpep). The record is from RefSeq and is a predicted model, not a curated record. Gene Ontology annotation, biological process: peptide catabolic process; regulation of blood pressure; proteolysis. Gene Ontology annotation, cellular component: plasma membrane; cytoplasm. Gene Ontology annotation, molecular function: metalloaminopeptidase activity; peptide binding; zinc ion binding. NCBI's taxonomy places the organism in Eukaryota, Metazoa, Chordata, Actinopteri, Perciformes, Serranidae.
CUGGUCGGGGAGGAAGGAAAGUGGCAUUUGCUCGUUCGUUAGUUUACCGAGCAUGUUAGAGUAAGAUUUAAUUUUUGAAAGAUUUUACGUAUUUUUAGCGCACGGUUUGAUUUUUUAAACAACCCCGACGCAUUAAUGUUUUUGUCAACUGAAAAGCUAUGGGCGAUAAAGUUAUGGAAAUUAGCUAACGCUAGCUAACUGAAUGUCUUUCAGUCAGUUACAUUUGUCAGAAGUUGGCUAGUUCCAAGCUAGCUACUACGUAGCUAACGUUACAACAGUGAGGAUAGGCUGCUAUUUAUUGUGAGCGUCUGAUAGCCUGCGGUGGGUUGUGGCCAGCUAAAAAAAACAUCACGUCUGUUGAGCUGCCGUGAACGUGUUUCCUUGUUUUGGACGCGGGGAGCUGUCUGAGAUAUCCCACCAUGGAUCCAUUUGACAGUAACAGUACAGACCGAGCCAACCUGCCGAGGAACAUGAUUGAGAACAGCAUGUUUGAAGAGGAGCCUGAUGUUGUGGAUUUGGCCAAAGACUCCACUGCAUUUCCGACGUUUCCUGCUCUUGACCCAGAUGAGGUGGUGUAUGAGCCUCGUAGCUCACGGCUGCUUGUACGAGGCCUUGGAGAGAACGACAUGGACGAGGAUGAGGAGGAUUGCGAGUCUUCAGCUCGUCUGCUGGGCAUGUCCUUCAUGAACCGUAGCUCUGCUCACAGAUCCAGCUCUUCCCCGUACACCAGGCAGGCUCCACCCAGGUCAUGUUCACGACCCUCUGCCCGCACCAUGGUUGUAUGUGUGUUAUUCCUGGUGAUAGUGGCCUCUAUGACCAUGGUACUGUACUUCUUACCUGGAUGCACCUUCACCAAGACGGGUUGUCCUAAAACCAACAAGACCGCUCCAAUGGAGCCAGUCUACCCUCUCUCCACAAACGGUGAACCAUUUCCAUGGGCACAGCUCCGGCUGCCUCGCAGUAUACGCCCUCUUAAUUAUGACCUCACCCUGAAUCCUGACCUCGACAAGAUGACCUUCACCGGCCGCACUGUCAUCACCAUGUCUGUGCUUCACAACACCACACGCAUUGUCCUGCACAGUGACAAUCUCAACAUUACCAAAGCUACCUUCAAGCUGGGUGAUGGGAAGGACAGUGACGUUACUGUACUGGAGUACAAACCCAGACAGCAGAUAGCUGUUCAGUUCCCCAAGGAUUUGAAGGCAGGCCAACACUGUGUUUUGACCCUGGAUUACUUUGCUGACCUCUCACACACCUAUGAUGGUUUCUACAACAGCUCUUACACUGAUAAAAAUGGAAACAAAAGGGUCUUAGCUGCAACCCAGUUUGAGCCACUAUCAGCUAGGAAGGCCUUUCCUUGCUUUGAUGAACCAGCUUUCAAAGCCACCUUCCUGAUUAAAAUCAACAGAAAACCAGACUAUAUGACUCUCUCCAACAUGCCUAAGGCUACAAGCAUACCACUUACCAAUGGCCUCAUACAAGAUGAGUUUGAAAAGACCAGUGUCAACAUGAGCACUUACUUGGUGGCCUUCAUUGUGGCUGAUUUCACCCCAAUCAGCAGAAAUGUCUCAGGAACUCUGGUGUCUGUGUAUUCUGUGCCGGAGAAGAAGGAAUACACAGACUAUGCUUUGGACACAGCCUCCAAACUGCUGGAGUUCUACAACGACUUCUUUGAAAUUAACUACCCCCUCAAAAAACUAGACUUGGUAGCCAUCCCAGACUUCCUGGCAGGAGCCAUGGAGAACUGGGGACUCAUCACUUUCAGAGAGACCAGCCUGCUGGUGGGCAAACAGUCCUCUCCUCUGGAAAAACAAGUUGUUGCCUCUGUCAUAGCGCAUGAGCUCGCUCAUCAGUGGUUUGGAAACUUGGUAACAAUGAGCUGGUGGAAUGACCUGUGGCUCAACGAAGGCUUUGCCACUUACAUGCAGUACAUGUCGCUGCAGACAGUGUUGCCCAAGCUGGACAUUGGUAAUUUGUACCUAGCAGUACGCUUCAGAGCCUUGGACAAAGACGCACUAAACUCCUCCCACGCUGUGUCGACUGAGGUUAAUAAGCCAGAACAGGUGGAAGAGAUGUUUGACUCUGUCUCCUACGAGAAGGGUGCGUCCAUUCUCCUGAUGCUGAACGCCUCUCUGCCAGGGGAACAACAGUUUAGAAAGGGCAUCAUUCAGUACCUGAAACAGUUCAGUGGAUUAAACACAGACACUGACGACCUCUGGAACAGCCUGACACAGGUCAAAGUCUCAACGCAGCACCAGAAUGUGUCAGAGAUGAUGAGCUCAUGGACAUCGCAGAAAGGCUUCCCAUUGGUCACUGUAAGCCGAUAUGGAGAUGAGGUGACCCUCACACAGGAGCACUUCCUGCUCACAUCUGACAGCGCCAUGCGUACUUCCAGCUUGUGGAAUAUUCCAGUGACGUAUGUUAAUGACAGCUGUAGUUCGGCUCCUGAGUGCAGACAAAUGUUCACUCUGAAGACCAAGUCAGGCACUCUUAAGGUUCCAGAAAGUGUAAAGUGGCUGAAGUUGAACUACAGAAACACAGGCUUCUAUGUCGUCCACUACGGAGAUGAGGGCUGGGCUGCUCUCAUAGAUGCUUUGUCCAACGAUGUCAGUGUUCUCACACACGAGGACCGUGCCUCGCUCAUACACAACAUCUUUGCUCUCUCCAGACUGGGACGUGUGACCUUCCAUGAAGUCCUCAACCUGUUGAAGUACAUGUCCAGAGAAACUGAGACUUCUCCUGUGACAGAGGCCUUGUUACAGCUCAAUGGUAUCUACCGGCUGCUCGAGAAGAGACAAGAGCACCUUCUUUUGCCCCGCAUGAAAACCUAUAUUCUGCAUCUGUUUGGUUCUCUGAUUGAAAACCAAACAUGGACAGAGGAGGAGAGCGUGUCUAAACAGGAGCUGCGCUCAGCCCUGCUAGAGACAGCCUGUAGUCUGGAUCAGAAAGAAUGCAUUCAGCAUGCCAAGGCCCUGUUCAAACAGUAUGUCGAGUCCAAUGGGACCUUUCGGAUCCCAGGCGAUCUGCAGCAAGUUGUAUUUAACGUGGCUGCUCAAUCACAAGAGGGCUGGGAGACAUUGUUCGACUGGUACCAGCGUGUCACCUAUGAUGCAGAGAAGCGUAAAAUGCUGCGGGGCCUAGCAUCCACUCAGAAUGCACGCAGUAUAGUAUGGAUUCUGAAUGCAGGUCUGAGGGGGUAUAUGAUCCAGACGCAGGAGUUGCCUUUGGUCAUCAGCACUGUGUGUAAGGGCUUCACCGGCUACUUGUUUGCCUGGGAUUUCAUACAAGAGAACUGGGACCGCCUCAUAGAGAAGUUCCCUGUGGGCUCCUUUGCCAUCCAGACAAUCAUCAAGUCUGCCACCUCUCAGUUCUCCACACAGGCACACCUCAAUCAAGUUCAGAGUUUCUUCUCCAGUCUGAAUGAACGUGGCUCUCAGAUGAGGAGCGUGCAGGAAGCGUUGGAAACCAUCAGGCUCAACCAGCGCUGGAUGGACAGGAACCUGGCCGUACUCCAAAAAUGGCUGUAAUACAGGCGCUCCAUCCAGUCUCUGCCCCACUGACAGGCAACAGGGGUGUGUCGUCAAGACAACAGCAGCGUUUGCACUAUAGUAAGACAGUGUCUCUUAACUCCCUUUAUCCAGGCCAGAGUACUAAUCACAGCCAGAGGUUGUGCUCUACCUGGGUGGACAAGGCGUUAGAUCUUCUGAGAUUGGUCCUGUGAGUUGUAUUUGCUAGCUCAGGGUGGCUCUGAUCAUGUGUCUGACAGGAAGCAGUCGGAUGCAAACACACACUCCUCACACUUUAUGCUGUUGACCAAACCUCUCCUUUGUGGCUCUCAUCUAAACCUCAUGCCUGAGCAGACAGUCAUUCUUCACCCACACUCCUUUCGCUCAGCCUGCUCUCAAGCAGUCAACUGUACGAGCUGUGUAACGGCCACUUCAACAAGAGCAAGUACGAAGAAUGUCAACAUUACUGUGUUUGUAUGUUUCGUCAGUCAGUCCCGGACUUUAUCUCAAAUCUUUGGAUAUAUGUUGAUGCAGCUGUCAGGGAUUUCUUAGUGAUGAGAAUUUGAAAUCACAGGUAUCCUAGAAAGGAACUAUUCUUUAAAUUAACCUUGUAUUGCCGUGUAAUGAAACUUAGACACUCAUGCAACCUGAAGCUUUGCUAUGUUUGUCAUGAUUUGGCUAGAAGAUGGGUUGGGUAAUUGAUGGAUAGCUUAAAAUACCAAACUUGUGUUGCCAUCAAUUGAAUGUACUGAAAAACCUUCCCACUGUGUACAGUAGAUGGCGUACUGUACAACAGCGCAGGUUUAAAUCAACCAAUGUGUCUUAGUUGAGAGCAGACAGUGCACGCUGGAGCCAAAUGUUUCUUUCUCCAUAAGCCCAGUUUAGCUCCGAUCACCAGGUUUCUUUCUGAUAGCUUUCUGCCUGCAGUGCAGUCGCCGCACACGCUCAUUCUUUAACACGGUGUGCUUGUAAACUUGUAAUUAUAAUGUAAAUAUGCUCAACCCUACAGCAUUUACCCCUGCGAGUUUGGAUGUACUGUUUUAAACAUCUUGACUUUUAAUAUUUUAGUAUUUGCUUUGUGUCAUGUAUAUAGAAUGUAAAGAGGAAAUGUAUACGUAGAAUUGACCGAGAGUCUUGGUCAAAUACUUUCACUGUAUUUCUUGAUUGAGACCACCCCAGGGAGGUUGUUUGCUGACGAAUGUUUGUGUUUUAAGGGCUAAUGUGCAUAUUGAAGAUACAAAGUGUAAAGAAGAACAUUUAUAUUGGGCAUGACUAAUCUGUCCAGUAAGCUGCUCGUCAGCCAAAUAAAAACACAUAAGGUUUAGAAGUUACUCCAAUGUUACCCGGUCAUGUUGCUCCUGAGAAUGAGGGGUAGCUCAUCUAUUUAUUGAGUGUGUCUAAACAUGUUUCCAAGAUUUUAUUUGAAUACAGUUGUACACUCAUCCCGAGCUUUAUUUUAUGUGGUACUGCGUACUUAUCCACUCCAUCACUGUCGUAAAUAUUCAGGAGAAUUGAGUAAAUAUGGGAGAUUUUAUUUCCUUUUUAUCCCUUGCAUCUUCAUGAGACUUUCAUCUUUGCUUUUUAUCAUCUUUGGAAGUCUAUUUGUCUCAUUUAUGUCCUCAAAAGUGUCUCAAAUGCAACACACAUUGGUUAAAUCCCUGGUACUGUUACCUCUUCCCUGUGCACAGGUGGGAAACCUUUAAAAGGCUCAUGUGUUUGUUGCUGCAAUGGCGACCCCUACUGGUUGGUUGAAGUAACUGCCAGGAGGAGUGGGAGCAAGGAGACCAGUGAAUGUUAGGGAUUAUUGUUGCAGUGUAAAGGAUCCCAGCACAGAGACUUGUGUAUUCCAAACUGGGAGUCUGAAUCUGUCUAAGGGUAGCAGGAGUAUUGCCAUUGACUUGUUCCACUCAGUCAGACAGUGCAAAUAUUCAUCAAGAAUUUGGCAUUUGAGAUUAUGCCUUUAAAUACACAUCUAAUGCUUUACGCCCUGGCUAAUUGUGGAUCGUACCAUUUUACGGUGAAAAACUUUUUCCAGCUGCCAGCAGUGAGAUGAAUUAUUCAGCUUUAUUGAGACUCUGGGACUUUGAUGUUCCAACAUAUUUUAGUUAGAGAGUAACUGUUUCAUGUGAAGUCAGUUGCAAUAAGCUUUAAGAGAUGAGAAUUGCUGAUGUCAUUCAGGUACCAGGUUCAGAUGAAGUCGUUGAGUCAGUGAUGUGGUGAGAGGAUAGUACCACAUGUGCAGUAAAAACCCAAUCAGAUGUUUUUUUGUUUAUGCACUGGGAUGAAAUGCUGCAGAUGCUUUUAAAACUGUGUUGCUCUUUAUGUGAAUAAGAUAUAAAUAAAAGUUGUUUUAUGAA